GGACCGUAACCAUAGAAGGUCAAUGCCGACCAAACUAUCAAGAUUGGACCACAGAACCACCGAAGAACAGGAUAAUACAGCGGGAGCCAUUAACAGCUUGAUCGUAAUAUUCGGUCACCACUUCCUCAUGAUAUGGCUUGCAGUGCCUCAACUCAACCUCUCUUCAUCCUCAAACUCUUACCUUCUCACCCAACUCAUCGAACGAAACCAUCAAAAGCUUUCAUCUGUUACACUCAACGGAGAACACUCCCUUGUUUAACUUAUGACAGUCAUUUUAAGGCCAAUUUUCCCACGUUCCCGAAGCUCCCUUUGCUCUCUGGCCGUCUAAGCAGAUUCAAUGUAGGAGUACAGAAAAUGGAUGCUUCUGGGGAAGAGGGUGAGUCGCUUGUUUCUGACGCAACGUAUCAGGAGAAAUUUACAUGGUCUUCUGUGAUUUUUCCGUUUUUGUUCCCAGCCUUGGGAGGUUUGUUGUUUGGGUAUGACAUUGGUGCCACCUCUGGUGCUACCAUCUCAUUACAGUCACCUGAGCUCAGUGGAACAACUUGGUUCAACCUUUCAGCCAUUCAGCUUGGACUUGUGGUUAGUGGUUCCCUUUAUGGAGCUCUUCUUGGUUCCCUUCUUGUCUAUCCAAUUGCAGACUUCCUUGGGAGGAGGCGAGAACUUAUCACGGCAGCUGUGCUAUAUGCGCUUGGUGGUCUGACCACUGCCUAUGCUCCAGCCCUUGGUGUUCUUUUAGUGGGACGGCUGCUCUAUGGCCUUGGUAUUGGUUUGGCCAUGCAUGGGGCUCCUCUCUAUAUUGCAGAAACUUGCCCAUCUCAGAUUCGUGGAACUCUAGUAUCUUUAAAGGAGCUCUUCAUAGUUCUUGGGAUUCUGUUGGGCUAUUUUAUUGGAAGCUUUCAGAUUGAUGUAGUUGGAGGGUGGCGUUACAUGUUUGGAGCUAGUGCACUGAUUGCUCUUAUUAUGGGACUCGGCAUGUGGAGUCUUCCACCAUCUCCACGCUGGCUGCUUCUUAGGGCCGUCCAAGGAAAAGGUUUAUUACAAGAUUACAAAGAGAAAGCAGUUCUUGCUCUGAGCAAACUAAGGGGCCGUCCUCCUGGUGACAAGCUGUCUGAAAGGCAAAUAGAAGACACAUUUGUCUCAUUGAAAUCUGCAUAUGCGGAUCAGGAGUCUGAGGGCAGUUUCUUGGAGGUCUUUCAAGGCUCAAGUUUGAAAGCAUUCCUAAUUGGUGGGGGGCUGGUCCUUUUUCAACAGAUAACUGGGCAACCAAGCGUUCUAUAUUAUGCAGGUCCAAUACUUCAGACUGCUGGGUUUUCUGCGGCCUCUGAUGCUACCCGAGUUUCUGUUGUAAUUGGUGUGUUCAAAUUACUGAUGACAUGGGUAGCUGUCCUAAAAGUAGAUGAUCUUGGGAGAAGACCCCUGCUAAUCGGAGGAGUCAGCGGGCUUGCUCUUUCUUUAUUUCUGCUUUCUGCUUAUUAUAAAUUUCUCGGAGGAUUCCCUAUUGUUGCUGUAGCUAGUCUACUUCUCUAUGUCGGUUGCUACCAGAUUUCAUUUGGCCCGAUCAGUUGGCUUAUGGUGUCAGAGAUAUUCCCACUUCGGACAAGAGGGCGAGGGAUUAGUCUUGCAGUUCUUACUAACUUUGGCUCAAAUGCCAUUGUAACCUUUGCAUUCUCACCAUUGAAGGAGUUUUUAGGAGCGGAAAAUCUCUUCCUUCUUUUCGGGGCUAUUGCUUUGUUGUCACUUUUGUUUGUACUGCUCGUUGUCCCAGAGACCAAAGGGCUGAGCUUGGAAGAGAUUGAGUCGAAGAUUUUGAAGUGAAAGCGCAAAUUGAAAAUUUGUACCAGUCGAGCUUCCAAUACACCCAAGUUGUUUUGGUUAGUCUGUGAACUUGUUUCCUUUUUUUUUUUUUUUUUUAUCGUUUCUGUGAACUUGUAUACUAUCAUGAUACUUCAAGGUCACCUGUUUAAAGCUUCCUUGAGCCGCCUGUCUUACCAUUUCAUAAAAGCAACCUUAUUAUAUUGUACAUCAAGUAAUGGCUCUUCAGCCAGACUACUAAUUAGCUGAUGGUAUUUUUUUAUAAUCACUCAGGCACCCAAUCAGAAUGGGUUAUGUAAAGAUUUAGUGCAUAUUAUUAGUAAUUCGUGGUCCCAACUA
Molecule: messenger RNA, 2151 nt
Organism: Juglans microcarpa x Juglans regia
Lineage: Eukaryota; Viridiplantae; Streptophyta; Magnoliopsida; Fagales; Juglandaceae
Product: D-xylose-proton symporter-like 3, chloroplastic
Exons: 14
Coding region: 133-1815 (560 amino acids)
Biological process (GO): transmembrane transport
Cellular component (GO): membrane
Molecular function (GO): transmembrane transporter activity
Source: RefSeq, a predicted model, not a curated record